AUGUACAAGAAUGUGAAGAAAAAGAUUGAAAGGGGUGUGGCAUUCCCUAUUUGCAUUUCGGUUAAUAACACAGUCUGCCAUUUUUCUCCGCUGGCCAAUGAUGAGACUGUGUUGGAAGAAGGUGACGUGUUGAAAAUUGAUAUGGGGUGUCAAAUAGAUGGUUUUAUUGCGGUUGUUGCGCACACCCAUGUUCUUCAACAAGGACCAGUUACCGGAAGAGCAGCUGAUAGUUUGACAAGAUCAGUAGAACUCCAGAAGACGCCACGCCAGUCACAGUCGCAGACCCAGACUACCACUGGUCCACUACGAGCAGGAAGAGUCAACCGUCGACGACUAACGGCCUUGAAGAGAGAAUCACGGUCGCGGGCAGCGGCGGACAGAACUUGA
Messenger RNA from Fraxinus pennsylvanica, 387 nucleotides. The record is from the annotation of a GenBank genome assembly. NCBI's taxonomy places the organism in Eukaryota, Viridiplantae, Streptophyta, Magnoliopsida, Lamiales, Oleaceae.